AACGCGUUAACAUCUAUACCGAACCCGAUCCUUCCUGCUCUCGUAUAAAUGAUCGAACAUUUAUUAUUUUCAACUCAAAUCCAAAGUAUCAAAUUCAAAAUACCCACGACUAAUAUUUCGCAUGCGAAUUAACAAAUAACUCGAAUGAAAAUCCAUUUUUAACCAUCACCUUCAAUCGGAUGUUUACUUCACUGAUGAAUGAUGAAACGAGCGGACAGCAGACCGAACGAAUAAAGAUGAAGUCACAGUGAUUUGGCUGAACAAACGAAGCGAAACACAUGCUCCGAUCGAAUCGAUUGCAAAGCUGAAAAGUGCUGGCCAAUCUUACAAGUGUGCAAAAAAAUUAAAAAGUUAUUCGAGUUCUAAGACUUCUUAAAUAGCUCCAAUUUCAUUCACAAUAGUUCCAAUUAUAGUGACAACGAUGAUAAAAAAUAAGGCACUUCUAGAAGUUUAUAAAAAUAAAACUAGUAAAAUCAAAACUUUCCUUUGAAAAGAAUAUUUUUGAAAAUCAAUGGAAAACAAUGAUAAGAAAUAUCUCGAUGUCUAUAAAUUCAUUAUAAAUUAUAGUGUAAUUGAAGCACCUUCAUUGGAGUGCGGUUAUUAGGGGAUGAUAUAAUUUGCGAAAAAAAACACCGUUAAAAAUCAUAAUGUAAGGCAAUUAUGCCGAAAAGAAAAAGACGACGACGAUUCCGGAACAACUUACGCGUCGUUAAGUUAAAUGUGAAAUAAUGGUCGAUAUUGCGAGUGUCGGUAGUUCAAGUGGUGCAAAUAAUACGCAGAUUUUAUGCGGUCUCCGAUAUCAGCAGUUCCUCAUUCCUGAAGGAGAAAUCUGGUGCAAUUGGGCAUGGGACUCGAUCCUUUGUUGGCCACCGAUCAAAGCUUCGACGACUAUCAAGCAGAGAUGUCCCGUCGAGAACGGAGUGGAUCCUACCAAAUUUGCCGAGAGACGUUGCAGCGAUGACGGGCGUUGGGAAGGGCGAGGAGGCGUUAUUGGUGAACGCGAAUCACCAAAUGGAUGGACGAAUUACACACCUUGCUUCACCCCGGAAAUGCUGCUUCUCAUUCGAAAGCUCUACACCGGAAACGAGGAUGCAGCGAAGGUAAAACUCGAGAUAGCCGAAAAGACUCGGACGUUGGAGUUCGUUGGGUUGAGCAUUUCACUAGCAGCCCUUUUAAUAUCCCUGGCAAUAUUCUGCAAGUUCAGAUCUCUGAGAAAUACCCGAACGCGCAUUCACAAAAAUUUAUUCGUCGCCAUGGUCAUUCAGGUUGUGAUACGGCUCACCCUGUACAUCGACCAAGCUCUCCUAAGAUCGGGAGCUUACGGACUGCAUCAUGGAAUCAAAAACACGCCCGUCCUUUGUGAAGCGAGCUACGUUCUCCUUGAGUAUGCGCGAACGGCCAUGUUCAUGUGGAUGUUUAUCGAAGGAUUUUUCCUCCACAGCAUGGUAACCGUGACUGUUUUCCAAGAGACUUCGUAUUAUCGUGUGUAUCGAUUGGUCGGCUGGGGAUUACCGGUCGCCAUGACUUUGGCUUGGGCCAUCGUUACGGCCGUCUACUAUCAUCCCUCAAAGUGUUGGUGGGGCUAUAAUCUCACGUUUUACUUUUGGAUCCUCGAGGGACCACGAAUGGCAGUAAUAUUGCUCAAUUUCCUGUUCCUGAUGAACAUUGUACGAGUUUUGGUUGUCAAAUUGCGCCAAAGCCACACUAGUGAAAUUGAACAAGUUCGAAAAGCUGUGAGAGCAGCGGUAGUGCUGCUGCCACUUCUGGGAAUCACCAAUCUGAUCUCGAUGGGCGGCGCACCACUGGAGAAAACAGUCUGGUUUGCACUUUGGUCGUACACGACACAUUUCCUCACCUCGUUUCAAGGACUCUUUAUCGCAACACUUUACUGCUUCCUCAACGGAGAGGUUAAAUUGGCACUGGAUAAAACUAUUUCGGUUUAUCUCUCAUUGCGAGGCAGCGAUCUCCAAACAAGAAGACAGUCGACAUUCAGUGGCUGCCAUACACAGAGGAUAACGUCAGUUAUCGAAGUUCACGAAGAAAGUUCGACACCCAAUAAAUGGAUAAGACUGUGUUGUGGUGCCGCACACACACCACCACCUGAUGAACCAGCCGAAACGAACGUCUGACCAUCGUGGUGCUGGCGAAUCGACCGCGCCAAAGAGGAAAACAUUACUUGACAAACGACGGAUUCAUGGACGGCUCCUAAGACCUGUGCUUGCGAGAAAAGUUCCUCAAUACCCCUCGUCUGAAGGCUACCAAUAUUGAGUCAUUGGUGGUAAUAAUUCGCUACGAGCUCACUCUAUAAGGAUCUCAGAAAAUUCGUCGUAAAUCUAUAUUUUCAUGACAUGCAUGUGUAUAUGGGUGCGUUUGUAAACGGAGACAAAGAGACGAUAAAAAUUGGGUGCGACCUAAUUUCAGCUGAUCGUGUAAAAACGUUUUGCUAUGUUACGAGACAAUGAGAAAUGGAGAUUUUAUAUGAACGAAAAACAUUGCUACAUUUUUCGACAAAUUCAUGUUCAGAGAUAUGAAAUUUUUAGCUCCUUUUUUAUAUGUCUACAGUGGAUUAUAAUUGUGCCCUGAAUUGAACUCUGAUCGACACGAGUACAUCAAGACAUUUUUUGAAAAUUCAAAUCCUACUCUCCGACGCACCGUUCAUAACAUAUUCAUUCUUUAAUGGUUACUAAGCCAUUGUGCAACUAAACCUGCUAUUUCAUAUUAGUCACAGUGAACAGGCGCAGUUACAAAAGAAGAAUAACAUUUUAGAUUUUAGGCCAGAAGGAUUACAAAUUAUCGUGAUAUAUUCCAUCGUCGGAGCAAUUGUAACAUUGAUAAUUAUUACUUAAUGUGAGGCUCUAAAUGUUAAUGUAAUUAUGACAGCUGUCGUAUAAUUAGCACUACGAAAAUUUUUACUAUGAAGUACUUGGAGAUUGAUUAUAUAUGCUGAUGGAAAAUUUCAUUAAAACCAAUGAGUAUUAAAAUUCCAUUAAAAAUUGGAAUCGCAUCCCGGAAUUGGAAAAAAAAUUCAAGUUGAAAAAUGGCUCCUGAGCUUCGUAAUUCUAGAAAAUUACAUGCCAAUUUUACCCUCAACACCGUGAAUCGUUUUAUUCAGAGAUAAUAUAGUCUCGGCAAAAGCCUCGAGCCAGCAAACGACAGGGCUGUCAAUAUACUUGUCCCGAGACUCUACUCAAUCUUUUGAUGAAUUUUCAAAGAUUUAGCUAAAUAUGAAAAGUCCUCGAAUCGAUCGAGAAAUAGUAUUAACAUUUUUGUUCAGUUGAAUCCUUGAAAUUCUAUGUCGUCUCACCGAUUCUAGAAUUUUUCAAAUAUUCAUCAUGUUUACGGUGCCUCGGGGGGUACCGUGAGGGAUACUUUUCUCAUUAAAACUAACGGUGUGCUUAACCUGUGAAGAACUAUUUUGGCAACUCGGAUGUUCUGAGCUGAAAUCUACUCCGACUCCGUCAAGCACAUUUAACUCUUACUAAAGUACAAGAGCUUAUUUACGCAAUCGACCUCAAGAGUGUGUAUAUACGGGAGACCGAGUCAAAACGGGGAAUCGGAGCAAAACAGGGUACUUCAAAAAUUGCAAAACUUGUUUUUUUUUUUUCAUUCCUGCAAUUCGGUAUAUUCUUCGAAAUAAAGAAAAACAGAACGCUUUCAAAUCUUUCAAAAGAUAAUUCAAAAUGGGAGGAAAAAAAGAAAUUUCGAAAACGGAUGGAAAUUGGAAAGAGAAAUGCUUGAGGAAUUCUAAUUUUGCUGGAAUUCUUACUGCUUUUUUAAAGACGCAGUCGAGAUGCAUUGAAUUUAAAUUGCAGUAAAAAAAAAGAAAUUUUACCGAUUUUCAAGAGGCAAUUCAAGGUGCUCCAAGAGUUUUUUAUUUUUUUGAAAAUUGCGAGAAUUACAGAACGUUUCUUGGUGUUUGAGAGUAAGAAAUAAAUGAAACUCUCAACUUCUGAAAAUUACGAUAUUUUCUUAGAUACCCCGUUUUGUCUCCCCCUUAUAUGCAUCCAAAUAUUAUUGCGUUUAUUUAGAUCUUGAAAAUCGUAUUAGAGCUCUCGUAUUUUUUGAAUUGUUGUCUUACAAAGAAAAUUUCCCGGAAAAUUCUUAUUUUUGAGUGACAAAAAGCGUUCUGCAGUCACUCUUUCUUUGCGAAAUUUGAACAACAGUCACAGUUACAGUUCCAGUUAGCGAUCGACGGAUUUGCCUCCGAUAUCGAAAAAUUUGCCAAAACCAAAACCUCUGUGGAAACGAUUGCGGUUUUUUCCUGUCCAAAGAAUCAAUCAACGAUUUUUUAUAGCUGCAUUUCAAUGGAUGAUCCGAGUAACGAAAAUUCAAAUUCAAUCGAUCGCUCUAAUGUGGGCUAGUGCUUGAAGCUGCCUUAACAACGAUUAUAUUCUUAUAUUACGUCGAACACGUGUAUUGGUCGAAAAUGGAAAAUUUCAUAUUUUUACAUCGAAAAUAUUUCGAAAGAGAAAGAUAAAAGAGAAUAAGAUAUAAAAGAAGAGAGAAAAGUUAUAUUGAAAAUGUUUAGAAUAAGUAUGCACAGGAAAUAAGCACGAUUUGUGGUGAGGUAAUUGGUAAUUGUUUAUGGUGAUCGAUGUUUGUUCCUGGAUUUCGUUACCUUUAUCAACUUGUUGUAAAUACAUAUUUCUGGCGACAGUC
This is a messenger RNA of Venturia canescens, 4659 nucleotides long. It is a transcript of the gene Pdfr, whose product is annotated as Pigment-dispersing factor receptor. Gene Ontology annotation, biological process: cell surface receptor signaling pathway; adenylate cyclase-modulating G protein-coupled receptor signaling pathway. Lineage: Eukaryota; Metazoa; Arthropoda; Insecta; Hymenoptera; Ichneumonidae. Bases 729 to 2129 code for a protein of 466 amino acids. Gene Ontology annotation, molecular function: G protein-coupled peptide receptor activity. The transcript is spliced from 14 exons. Gene Ontology annotation, cellular component: plasma membrane. The record is from RefSeq and is a predicted model, not a curated record.